AUGUAUAUCCGAUGUUACAAGGAGCUUGGCCUUCAACAAGAUGAUUUGGAGCAGUCCAACAGCCCAAUGACCGGGUUCAAUAGAACGCCGACAUGGCCCCUGGGAGCAAUAAAUUUGGAGGUUCAAGCAGGCACCAGGAAGGUAAGCAUAGAGUUUACAGUAAUUGACACCCCCUCCUCCUACAAUGUUAUUUUGGAAAGACCAUGGUUACCUAUAAUGAGAGUUAUUCCCUUAACGUUGCACCAACUGUUGUGGUUCCCAACAGAGUAUGGAAUUGAAAAAGUUAGAAAGGAUCAGGUGCAAGCAAAAAAUUGCUCCAUGGCAGCAAUGAAAUCUACCUGCAAUAUGAAAGAGAUAGAAACAGCAGAAAUUGAAGAUGAGGGCAUAGAAGUUAUAAAUGAUGACGGCAAAACCAGCCAAGAAGAGUGA
Molecule: messenger RNA, 429 nt
Organism: Camellia sinensis
Lineage: Eukaryota; Viridiplantae; Streptophyta; Magnoliopsida; Ericales; Theaceae
Source: RefSeq, a predicted model, not a curated record